UUACAUUAAAAUGGAAGAAAUUUCGAAAAAUUGUCGUGCAUGUUUUAAAUUUAUCAAUUUAAAUGUCGACAAAAGUUGGAAAUUGACUGAAAAAUGGAAGAAUUUUGAGACAACAUACACAGAACUUCUCUCAACGUUUACCGGUUUGCAUUUCGAAGAUGAUUUAGAAGAUGUAAUUUGUCUUGCAUGUCGGCAACAUUUGAUAAAUUGUUACAAAUUUCGACAAAAGGUGUUCGAAACUGAGGAGAAAUUCAACAGUUUAAAGAGCAAUGUGAACAUCGAAUUGCCUCCGUUGGAAAUUAAGUUGGAAGAAAUCAAAGUUGAAGUAAUUGAAGAACAAGUUACAAAAAGUUCAGAAGAAAAACAUGACGUUGAAAAGCCUAAAAAUGAAUGCGGAAUACAAAUCCCGAUAACAUCAACAACAAAAGUUGGUCGACCCAAAAAAGGAGAAGUUCGUCAGAAACGUCGACAUAUGCGAGAACAGCGAAAACUCAAUUUGCAAAUGUACAAACGGAAUGCUGAAGGUUACUUUGAAUGCCCGAAGGAAAAUUGCUCAGGCAUGUUUAAGAAAAUGGGAAAGUUAGAAGAUCAUUUGGAAAACAAACAUCCAGAUCAAUCAUCUUUUACUUGCGAAACGUGUAAUGAAGAGUUUCAAUCUCGUUUGGCAUUCAAACGACAUGUUUUUCGAUUUCACACUCCUCGUCCUUUCAAAUGCGAUAUCUGUGGAAAUACAUAUCACAAUAUCGAUGGCGUUCGAACUCACAUGAAAAUUCAUUUGCCAAAAAAAGAAUCCGAUGGAACGCAAUUUCCUUGCCCAAUUUGUGGAAAAUUUUAUACAUCGCAAACAGGAAUGAUACGACAUCGACAACUUGUGCAUCCCGUUUGUCCCAAAGAACUUAUUCCAAAGCCCUUCAAAUGUACAAUUUGCGGAGCUGCAUGGACCACGAAGGCAAUUUUGCGAAAACAUAUGAUUUAUCAUGGAGCGCCUCAAUUCUUUUGUGAUUUGUGUGGCAAAGGAUUUUCGACGAAAGGUGCUUUGACACUUCAUAUGGAUCGUCAUGCCAAUCAUCGCCCAAAAGUUUGUGAAAUUUGUGGAAAAAGCUUCCUUACGAACUAUAUUUUGAGCAAUCAUAUGAUGACACAUCAAGACGAACGCCCAUUUAAAUGCUCAAUGUGUCCGACAUCCUUUAAAACGCAAAGCGGCUUACAUUGUCACGAAGUUAACUCUCAUCCAACUGCGGGACCUUUAACGUGCGACGUUUGCGGCAAAGUUUUCAAGAAUAAAGGAACGUUAAAAGAUCAUUCACGGAUACACGGAGACGAAGAUCUUCAAUGUCCUCAUUGUGAUAAGACUUACAAACGAUUACAUUCGCUUCAACGACACGUUCGUGUUCAUUCGGGCUUCAAAAAACGACAUGAAUGCACAAUUUGUCUUCAAAAUUGGUACAGCAAAAAUCAAUUAAUUGAACACGUGUCAAAAUCACACGUUUUGGAAGAGGGAAAAGCAGCAGAAGACUAUAUAAGAGCAUAUUGGACCUCAGAUCCUUCGGGAGCAAAUCUCGGCGAAGAACCUCCUAAAUUGUUUAACUUUAAAAAAGAAUCAGUCAAUAGCCAAAAAACAAAACAUUUUGCAUCAAAUUGUCUGAAAUUAAAGAAGAAAACAAUGUCGAUAGAGACAAACUGUCGUGCUUGUUUCUCUAUUAUUGAUACAAAACGUUACAGACUUUCGGAAAAAUUGAAUACUUUCGAAGAAACUACUAUUGGAAACUUUUUAAUGUGUAUCACAGGAAUAACUUUGGAUAUGAAAACUUUAGAAGAAGAAUUUAUUUGUUUAUCAUGUCGACAGAUUCUUUCAAAUUUCUUCGAAUUCAAACAAAAAGUCCUUGCAUCUGAUAAAAAGUUCAGACAAUUGAACGAUUCAGUAAAAGUUGAAUUCAAAAUGGAACAAAAUUGCAAAUCGGAAAUGGAAAUUGAUUGUCAAAAUGAUGAGCUUAUUGAUCCUGAACAAAGCGAGAGAGAAGAUAAAAAGUCUGAUGAGUGUUCAAUAAAUCAAAGCAUUCGCGGAAAAAACUUACAUCGGAAAAGACGUUAUCGUGAUCCACAAAGAAAAGAAAAUUUGCAAAAAUUCAAGCGUAACACUGACGGUUUGUUUGAAUGUCCUCGUGAGAAUUGCCCCGGGUUGUUUAAAAAUAUGGGACAUUUGGAGAUGCAUCUCGAGAAUAAACAUCCGAACACAGAGCAAACAACUUUUCCAUGUGAAAAUUGUGACGAGGUUUUUCCAACAUUCAAUCUUCAUAAACGACAUGUUUUCAAAUUUCAUACGCCUCGUCCUUUCAUAUGCGACAUUUGUGGAAACGGAUAUCCGUAUAUUGAUAGUUUGAGAUCUCACAUGUAUGUUCACUUGCCAAAAAAACGCGAAAAGACUAAAUGUGCAUGUAACAUUUGUGGAAAAUUGUACGUUUGUGAGGCAAAUAUGUUGCGACAUCGAAAAGAAGUGCAUUUCCCAAAAGAACUCAUUCCAAAGCCUUAUAUUUGUAGCAUUUGUUGCUCCGCAUGGGCAACGAAGAGUAAACUAUCUGCUCAUAUGAAAAGUCACGAUUCGCCUGAAUUCUUCUGUGAUAUUUGUUCGAAAGGAUAUAGUCUGAAAGGAGCAUUAACACUCCAUAUGCAAACACACAGUACAGAACGACCUUUUUUCUGUGAUAUUUGCGGAAAGUCUUAUAAGACAAAAUAUCAAUUGCGUGAUCAUCAGUUGACGCACAACGAGGAACGUACACUCAAAUGCAAAAUGUGUCCUGCAACAUUCAAACUCGCAAAUAGUUUAAGAACGCAUGAAACACAAGUACAUGCAUCAACGGGUCCUGUUUCCUGUGAAAUCUGUGGAAAGCUAUGCAAGAAUAAGAGUUCUUUGAAAAGUCAUUCUGCGCUUCACAGUAAAAACGAUAUCGCUUGCCCUCAUUGCGACAAGAAAUACAAAGUUUUAGACACUCUCAAAAGACAUAUGCAAAGAACGCAUCUUGGCUUGAAGAAAAGACACGAAUGUAGUGUUUGUUUAAAGAACUUAUGGAGUCGCAAACAUAUUGCAGAUCAUAUUGAAGAGACUCAUCAAGAUGUAAUCGCGGAAAGCGGAAAGAAUGCAGAUGAGUUAGUGCGAAAAUAUUGGACUUCAGAUCCAUCGGGAGCAAAUCUCGGAGAACAACCUCCAAAAGGAUUAAUUGGAAGACCAAUUAUUGAAUUAAAAUGA
This is a messenger RNA of Culicoides brevitarsis, 3244 nucleotides long. RefSeq names its product zinc finger protein 616-like. Gene Ontology annotation, cellular component: nucleus. The record is from RefSeq and is a predicted model, not a curated record. NCBI's taxonomy places the organism in Eukaryota, Metazoa, Arthropoda, Insecta, Diptera, Ceratopogonidae. The coding region runs from base 11 to 3244 and encodes 1077 amino acids. Gene Ontology annotation, molecular function: zinc ion binding. The transcript is spliced from 2 exons.